This is a messenger RNA of Penicilliopsis zonata CBS 506.65, 792 nucleotides long. RefSeq lists its product as hypothetical. Bases 1 to 792 code for a protein of 263 amino acids. The record is from RefSeq and is a predicted model, not a curated record. Lineage: Eukaryota; Fungi; Ascomycota; Eurotiomycetes; Eurotiales; Aspergillaceae. Gene Ontology annotation, biological process: ubiquitin-dependent protein catabolic process. The transcript has 3 exons. Gene Ontology annotation, cellular component: nucleus; proteasome core complex, alpha-subunit complex; proteasome core complex.
AUGUUCCGGAACAACUACGACAACGAUGCGGUGACCUUCUCUCCGCAAGGUCGGAUAUUCCAGGUUGAAUAUGCACAAGAAGCAGUCAAGCAGGGAUCUGUGGUGGUGGGACUGGUCAACAAGACACAUGCCGUCCUGGUGGGCUUGAAGCGUAACGCCGAAGAACUUUCCUCAUACCAAAAGAAGAUCAUCGAGAUCGACUCGCACAUGGGAAUUGCAAUUGCUGGUCUUGCAUCCGAUGCCCGGGUUCUCUCGAACUUCAUGAAGCAACAAUCGCUUGGGUCGAAGAUGACCUACGGCCGCCCCAUUCCCUUGGAGCGUAUCGUGACUCAGAUCGGCGAUCGUGCCCAAACCAACACUCAGCAGUACGGUAAGCGGCCGUACGGUGUCGGGUUACUCGUUGCUGGUGUCGAUGAAACUGGUCCGCAUCUUUUCGAAUUCCAGCCAUCCGGUCUAACGCACGAGAUGCUUGCGUGUGCUAUUGGCGCUCGCUCUCAGAUGGCAAGGACAUAUCUCGAGCGGCAUCUGGACGAGUUUUCCGACUGCAGCCGUGACGAACUCAUUAACCAUGGACUAAGAGCUCUUAAAGAGACUCUGUCCCAGGACAAGGAGCUGACGGUGGACAACACAUCUGUUGGUGUUGUUGGCCUGGCUCCCGAGGGUUCCAAGAGCAAAAUUCAGAGCUUCAAACUCUACGAGGGACAGGAGACUCUGCCUUUACUGGAGGCUUUGGAGCGGUCAGAAACAUCCGGCGAGGCUGGAGGGGAGGGAUCGAUGGAGGUUGAUUCAUAG